Messenger RNA from Cuscuta epithymum, 1849 nucleotides. The record is from the annotation of a GenBank genome assembly. NCBI's taxonomy places the organism in Eukaryota, Viridiplantae, Streptophyta, Magnoliopsida, Solanales, Convolvulaceae.
UGUUAAAGCACUUCAUCGAAAAGAAUUUGAAAAAGAAAAACAAAACCCAAGUCGGAAGUGGUGUAUCCGACAGGAGCACAUCCUAGUUUUCCCCGGUCGGAAUUGGUGUAUCCGACCUUCGCUUUUUUAAAAACCCUAAACUUUUUCCCGUGUUUUGGCAAAUGAUGUUGAGAAUUCCCGUAUUUUGGUAAAACACCCGACACAUAGCAUAUGUACUUGUAUAUCUUCAUCAGAAAACGGAAUUGAAGUGUCGGCGCUAUCUGAUCACCAACUGGUCUGAUUGUGCUGAAACGUCGCCGGCCGUUCAUAAAUAUCGCCUCCACUUUCCCACGCGGUUGAGCUUGGACCAUCUCAGCAUCACCGGCCAGUUUCGCCGUCGCCUGGUCGGCUGCAGGCGGAAGUUGGUCCGUUGAAGGAGGAGGGCAACAAACGCAACAUGCAGAUCAGCGGAGGAAUUGGAUCGGGCCGGGCUAAUUAGAGUGGGCUGGAUUGAUAUUACUCCCUCCGUCCCGUCAAGAUUAUCUCAUACUGCACAUGGUAUAAGUGAGAAAACAUAACGCAAAUCUUGAUAAUGAAUUCCAUUCCUACCAAUAAUUCAUCUAUGGAUGCGGAGGAAGAGGAUUCAAGCUCAUUAACGUUACCAGAAAAAUUAUGCAUUUCCCUUCUGCCAAUUAUUGCGGCCGGAUUCGAGGCAUUGAUGUUCGUAGUCUCGGGUUGUUUUCAACCCAAAUACGAGAAUACUCCUCCCCACAAUCAACAGAAGAAGAUGCAUCCUUCCCAACAAGAUAUUUCUCGACUAGCCAAUCAAUCUCGGUUUACGUUGAACGAAGUGGAAACAUUAUACGAGCUGUAUAAGAAGCUGAGUUGCUCUCUAAUCAAGGAUGGUUUGAUUCAUAAGGAAGAGUUUCAGCUAGCACUUUUCCAUACACCAUUUGGGAAGAACCUCUUUCUGGAUCGGGUAUUUGAUGUGUUUGACGAGAAGAGGAAUGGGAUAAUUGAUUUUGAGGAAUUUAUCCAUGCCUUAAACGUGUUUCAUCCCAACGCACCAAUUGAGGAGAAAAUCGAGUUUGCAUUUAGGAUUUACGACCUCAGGCAAACCGGCUUCAUUGAGCGUGAAGAAGUUAAGGAGAUGGUGAUUGCAAUUCUGCUGGAAUCUGGGACAAAACUAUCCGAUGAUCUUGUGGAGGAAAUUGUUGACAAGACAUUUGUAGAUAUGGAUGUUGACAUGGAUGGCAGAAUUGAUAAGGAGGAAUGGAAGAGCUUUGUAAUUCGCCACCCUUCUCUAUUGAAGAACAUGACUCUUCCUUAUCUCAAGGAUGUUACGAGUGCAUUUGCAAGUUUUGUUUUCAACGCCAAGACAUGAUGAAAAAUGAACAAUAGAAACCAUGUCCUGUGCUAUUGUGAAUUUUCAUUAUUUAUGUACAUGUUUAUGUAGCCACGAGUUUUUUCUUGCGAGUUCUUAUUUCUUUUGAACUUUAAGUACUUCUCAAGUAUUUCUACAUAGUUUCUUGUUCGUCUUUUGUGGGGAUGAGCGGGCAUUCACGAGGUAGGAACAAAAUUAUUACUUGAAGGGGAGUGGUGGUUGAAAGUUGAAACCAUUGCUAGCAGGUGGAAUAUUUAAUUCAUUGAGGAUUUCUUUGUAUAAUACUUUUUUAAUAUGUAAGAAAUUCAAAUUAGGUUUACUAUGUGUGUCUCAGUGUCUUGGUAGUGCAAGGUUUUGAGUUUUAAUUUGCCCGUUGCAGAGAGAUAUUCAUUCACGUAAAAGGGCAAGCAUAAAUUUUCAUCAAACCUCAAUUGAUAUUACCCAUAAUUGGAUAGUAAAGUUUGGUAAUAAUACAAGAGAAUAUUG